Molecule: messenger RNA, 9859 nt
Organism: Girardinichthys multiradiatus
Lineage: Eukaryota; Metazoa; Chordata; Actinopteri; Cyprinodontiformes; Goodeidae
Product: protein sidekick-1-like
Exons: 46
Coding region: 1656-8150 (2164 amino acids)
Biological process (GO): cell-cell adhesion
Molecular function (GO): protein binding
Source: RefSeq, a predicted model, not a curated record
UGGUGAAAGGUUCUCCAGGUUCCUUUAAAAAACAGUGAAAUAUCCCUUUAUUGAAUCUGCCUGAGCUGUUAAUCAGACGCCAACUUCAGUGUCGUGGGGUUUGGAUGCUUGGGGGCGCCGUCCGCCACGGUCUCUGUGCAGGCGUGAAUUCCCGCCCCUUGAUUUGGUCUAUCCAAUCCUAGAAGCCGAUGGACGACGCUCGACCAAUCAGAGAGGCCGGAUGAUGUUUGACUAAAGUUUUAGUUUUAGAGUUUUGAGCACUCCAAGGAGGAAAACAACGAAUGGAGAAGGGACGGAUUAAGCCACAUCGGCGAUGAUAGUAGCAGAAAAAGUAGAUUUUUAAUUAUUAACGUGGGUUACUUGCUUCCUCCAAAGGCCACUUACUCGCGGUUAAAAGCCUUCUCCCUCCCUGUACCUCUCUCUCUCUCUCUCUCUCCUCCCGCCACCCCCCCAGAAGUCAGCGCAGAGGAGAGCGGAGCAGAGCAGAGCAGAGCUGGGUGGCAGGUGUUCAGUUGUGGGAGACGGCAUCGCUUCAGACGGUCUCCCCCAAGCUCCAACCGGGGCGCCUACUUCCACCGAAACGGGGGAAAAGCCGACUAAAAGUCGCGUCAUUGAGGAAGAGAACUCCAGGCAGUGCGAACGGAGGAUAAUAGUUCAAAUAUAUUUGAAAGUGGCGGAGUUUUCUCGGAAGCCGUUGGAGGAAAAAAAGCGAAAGGCUCAACCGGCGUCGCAGCAGCAGUUUUAACGUUCAGACCAACUACUUUUUAAAGCUUGCAUUUAGACCUAUUUCUCGUACAAACCUUCGACUUUCUUGCUGCGAAACAAGUUGCAGUGUGUUAUUUAAAAAAAACAAAAACCUGUGUGUCGUAUAUUUCUUCUUGUGUAAUGCGAGCUGCUGGCGCAUCACGGCGCGACAAGUGAAACAGGAGAAAAGGAGUCCCUCCUCUGGAACAGUGGAUAUAAUUUACGUUAAAGUCAAAGUGAAAAAAAAAAAAAAAAACUAAAUCAGAAUCGUUGCUCAGAUUAGAAAAGGCUCAGGAAAUCAUUUUUUUCCAAUACAUUUGCAGACCUAAUCCAGUGAUAUUUACAGAAUCAAUUACAAGAUUGGUUUUAUUUUUGUUUUUCAGGAGAUCACAGAUGGGUAGUUGUCGUGUUGUAUCGCAUCUCUGUCAGAACAGUUAAAUGAUCCCACCGGACAAUAAAUCCCCAACGAAGCGCAUCAAAACAAGCGCGGAUUUGAGGUCUGGUGCAGAGAAUAAGCCGAUAAACAUACUCAAAUGUAUUAAUUUUUCUGCUUAUCAAUCCAAAUAAAAAAAUGAGGCGUAGUGGGUCUCAGAAGCUCUCUGGAUCGCAGUGACAGAGUACGGUUUUGUAAAACCUCCAGAGGGGAAAGUAUUCUGCCUUCCUCUUCUUUUUGAACACUUGGAUCUGGGUGUUCGGAGCGGGAAGCUGGAAGCAUUGACAGCGGGGGGAACUCCUGGAUCUUCUCCCUUGAUCUUCCCUUCCAGCUUGCGAAGCGCCGAGGCUCCUCUCCUGCGCUCUUAUUUCUCCCACCCCAACUCCCCGCACAGGGCAGGAGGAGCCGCAGGAGCAAACCGCAGUUCCUCCGCGGCUUGAAACCGGGAGGAAGCCGUGAGAGAUCCCGGAACCGACGGAUGAUGAGUGGAGCCAGGAUCGGGACGGCCCGGAGCGGGAGUCUGCCUCUUUGCCUGAUGAUCCUUCUCGGCUGCAGUUGCCACAUGUUGCACGGUCAAGAAGUAGCUCCCUACUUGCAAGGAGGAGAAUGGGGGCAGCAGGUGGUGCUGGAGGGUAACAGGCUGGUGCUGACCUGCCCGGCUGGGGGCAGCUGGCCUUUGGAGUACCGCUGGACUCAGAACAACAACAACAUCACAGACUGGACACCACAGUACAGGUUGUCUAUGCCAUCUCUGAGGAGAACUGAUGCUGGCUUGUAUCAGUGCAUGGUGAGGAACAGGAUGGGAGCUGUAAUACACAGGAGAACAGAGGUGCACGUUGCCUUUCUGGAAAAUUUUACUCCUGGGGAGCAGAGAAAGACAGCGACUCAGGGCCGAGUCGCCUUCAUCAGCCCGCCUCCUCUGGCUUCCUUUCCUAGACCCCUGGUCACAUGGUUCAAAGAUGGACACAAGAUCAUCCCCAACAACCGAAUAGCAAUCACUUUGGACAAUCACCUAGUUGUCCUGGCAACCACUGGGGCGGAUGCAGGACGUUACCAUGUAGAGGCGGUGAACGAGAUGACGGGAGAGAACGUGACAAGCCCCACGGUCUACUUGAGCAUCUCAGUUGGCAAGAAAAACCGGGGGUCAACAGAUCCUCCAGAGUCGGAGCAUGUAGCUCCAGCAAUCGUGAUUGGACCUAAAAACACAACAGUCUUAGUGGGGAAGGAGGCCAUGCUGGAGUGCAUUGCCAGCGCUAGACCAGUCGACGGCCUUGCGGUGUCAUGGAAACGUGAUGGACGUCGGCUGGCCAGUGGGCGUCGGCUUAUUGUUCCCACCGCCGCCUCCUCUGAUGCAGGGUUGUAUGUUUGUGAAGCGUUGGUUAGCAACAGUACUGCCAAACCCGUGGAGGCGAAGGCAUACCUUACUGUAAUGGAGCCGCCUUCUAUGACGGUUCAACCCAAAGAGAAAAUCUUUGCCGAUCUCGACAGAAAUGUGGAAAUCCCGUGCCAGGCUUCAGGCGUGCCGCAGCCAAGGAUUGAGUGGUAUAAGGAUGCAGUGCCUCUUUCCAAGCUGGCCAAUGCUCGCUACAAGGUCAGCUCGGCCACUGGGCUGAUGGUGCGCAGGGUGCAGCCAGGAGACGGAGGAAUAUUCCAGUGCUUCGCCCGCAGCCCUGCAGGGGAGAUUCAAGUACACACAGAGCUCCUUGUUUCAAGUGUGGCUCCCACACUUCUGUCGCCUCCCUCUGACCAGACAGUAACUGAUGGCGACACGGCUUUGUUUACCUGUCAGAACAGUGGAGCUCCUAAACCUGCCAUCACCUGGAGGAAAGGAUCACAGGUCAUAGCCAGCGGCUCGGUUCAGAUUCCCCGGUUCACACUUUUGCAGUCAGGUGGUUUGCAGAUUCAACCAGUCAGUGUCCAGGAUUCAGGAGAAUUCACCUGCAUCGCAUCCAACUCUGAGGGAACCAUCAAUGCAACUGCUGCACUCACCGUGUGGAGUCGCACAGUCAUUUCUGUGCCUCCAGAUGACCAGCGUGUAAUCAAAGGAACCACUGCUGUUCUGGCCUGUAAUGCUACACAUGACCCCAGAAUCAAAAUCAGCUUCAAGUGGGAUCGUGGCGGUGUGCCGGUGAUGCCGAGCAACGGUGGCCGUGUUUCUGUACGGCCAGGUUCUUUGACUAUUAGCCAGACCUGGUCAGGUGACAUCGGGGACUACACCUGCAGUGUGACGUCACAAGCAGGCAACGACUCCUGGUCUGCACGUCUCGAAGUCAUCGAGCUGCCGCAUUCCCCCCGCUCCCUAACGGCUCUACUCAAUGACUCAGACUCCCGCUCCGUCCACCUGUCCUGGCUGCGCCCCUUUGAUGGAAACUCCCCUCUGCUCUACUACGUCUUGGAACUCUCUGAGAACAACUCUCCGUGGAAGAUCUACCUAUCCGAGGUGGAUCCUGCGGUGAGCGAGGUAUUGGUGGGCGGGCUCACACCUGCGAGAACCUACCAGUUCCGGCUCUGUGCUGUCAAUCAAGUGGGCAGGGGUCAAUACAGUGCUGAAACACAGAGGAUGAUGCUUCGGGAGGAGGCCCCAAGCGCUCCUCCUAAUAACAUUGUGGCCAGUGGUCGCACAAACCAGUCCAUUAUGGUCCAGUGGCAGCCUCCUCCAGAAUCGGAGCUUAACGGCGUCCUCCGAGGAUAUGUACUAAGAUACCGUCUGGCUGGGUUGCCGGGGGACUACCAGGAGAAGAACAUCAGCAGCCCAGAGACUAACUACUGUCUACUAAAGGACCUCAUCAUCUGGACUCAGUACCAGAUCCAGGUGGCCGCCUACACAGGAGCCGGCCUGGGCGUUUACAGCGGCCCCGUCACGGAGUACACACUGCAGGGAGUUCCCACAGCACCUCCACAGGAAGUGGAAGUUGUAGCUAUUAACUCGACCACCAUCCGCUUCACGUGGAAUCCUCCGCCUCAGCAGUUCAUUAAUGGCAUCAACCAGGGAUACAAGCUCCUGGUCUGGCCAGAACAAUCUCCAGAGGAGGUUAGAGUGGUAACCAUCACUCCUGACUACCCAAGCUCACGCCACACAGGAUUCGUCAGUGGCCUCAGGAAGUUUAGCUGGUACUAUGGCUCCACUCUCUGCUUCACCACACCUGGGGACGGUCCCCGCAGCGCGCCCACCCUGCUGCAGACACAUGAGGACACACCUGGACCUGUUCGCCACCUGAGUUUCACUGAAAUCCUGGAUACAUCCCUUCAAGUCAGCUGGGCUGAGCCAGAGGACAAGAACGGCAUCAUUACUGGUUACAUGAUGUGGUGGGAAGUGCCCAGUAUAAAGUCAAGCCGCGUGGAGCGCUCCUUAUCCAACUCCACCGUGCAGUACCAGCUGACGGGCCUCACCACCACCACUGCAUACAUGAUUCAGGUGGCAGCGCUGACGGGUGCAGGACAGGGCGCGGUCACAUCCUCCACCAUCUCCACUGGAGUCCCGCCAGAGCUUCCCGGGGUUCCUUCAAACCUAGUCAUCUCUAACAUCAGUCCUCGAACAGCAACGCUCAGGUUCCACCCUGGUUCUGACGGCAAGACCGCCAUAUCCAGAUGGAUCGUUGAAGGACAGGUGGUGAAGAAGGACGGGAAGGAGGAGGAAUGGAGAGUUGUUCACCAGAAAGACAACGAGCCGAAUGCAGACACGCUGGAGAUCCCCAGCCUAACUCCCUAUACUCAGUACAGGUUCAGGAUGCAGCAGGUGAACAUCGUCGGCUCCAGUCCAAUGAGCGCCCCCUCUAGGCUGAUUCAAACACUACAGGCUGCCCCUGACACCUAUCCCUCCAACCUCAGCCUCGUGUCUGCGACACAGACCAGCCUAUGUUUUAGCUGGAAGCCUCUUCCAGAGUCAGAGUACAACAGUAGCCCAGAGACUGUGGGCUACCGGCUCCGUGUAUGGAGGACAGACGGAGAUGGGGAGGACAGGACUGAGGACGUAAAGGGCGUAGUUAGGACUACUGACACCACCAUAGAGGGGCUAAGUCCAUGGACCCACUACCAGGUUCAGAUACAGGCCUUUAACUCCAUCGGACCAGGACUGUGGAGCCAAACUGUGGCGGCACGCACCACGGAAUCUGCUCCGUCUGGAUCUCCGGCGAAUGUAAACGCCGAGGCAGUGAGUUCCUCCAGGAUCAUGCUCACCUGGUCUUCCCUUCCUGAGGCACAAAGGAACGGAGUCAUUAUUGGAUAUAAGGUGUUGUACAAAGAGAAUGACUCAGAUGGUCCCCCUACUGUUCGGGUGAUAGAAGGUGACAGAAAUUUAACACUGCUCCUGGGUUCCCUCCAAAAAUACACAAUGUACGCACUGCAAGUGCUGGCGUACACACGGAUUGGGGACGGACCUCCCAGCAGCCCCGUCCUCCUCAGAACCAAAGAAGAUGUACCAGGCCCCCCUGUCCGCAUGAUGUUUCCAGAAGUUCGACUGACAUCGGUGAGGGUGGUCUGGCAGCCACCUGCGUUUCCCAAUGGCAUCAUUUUGGGCUACCAGAUAUCCUACCGCCUUCACAGCAGGGACCCUCUGCGAUGGACCACAGUGGAGGUGGGCUCCAAUGCUCGCCAGUUCACCGUCACAGGACUCUCCUCUGAGCAUACCUACGUAUUUCGCCUCACAGCUCGCACCGCUGUGGGCUGGGGCGAACAGCAGGAGGCCCUGGUAGUUACCACUGAACGCAGAGAGCGUGCCCAGCCGCCCAGGAAGCUGUCAGUUCCUCAAGAUGAGGUCGAAGCUCGCCGGCUCCGUCUCUACUGGGUGACUGGUGGUUCAGGCUCCUCUCCGCUGAGGUACUUCUCUUUGCAGCUGAAGGAGCUGCCGAGCGGGCCCUGGAAAACCCACACGGCCGACAUCCCACACAAUUUCACCUCCUGGACAGUCGACAGGCUGAAGCCCUUCACAUCAUACAAGCUUCGAAUGUUGGCCACCAAUGAUGUAGGGGACAGCGUCCUCACCAAGGAGACGGAGGCAGUUACAACUCUGCAGGAUGUGCCUAAUGAGCCUCCAGUGAUCCUCUCAGUAAAACCAACAACUACUACCUCAGUGAUGGUGCAGUGGAAGCGCCCCACUGAAGACAGUAUUAACGGGGUCCUGACUGGAUACAGACUGUAUUACAGGGAGCUCCCUGCAAAUACGUCCAUUGGCAGUGAUUCAGGAGUCCAGACAACCAAAAAUCAUACCACAAGUGCCUUCAUUACAACCAAGAGCACCUUCAAGACAGUCAGCAGUGCCUCUCUCACAGAGUUUGAGCUGACACAACUGAAGAAGUUCAAACAUUAUCAGAUCGUGAUGACAAGCUACAACAUCAUUGGUGAGAGCCCUCCCUCCGCGCCAGUUGAGGUGUCUGUUGGAGAGGCAGCUCCAUCGGUGGCGCCUCAGUCUAUCAAAGUGUCAGCCGUGUCUUCCUCCGGCCUGGAAGUGACCUGGGACAUGCCGCCCCUCGAGACCCAGAAUGGACUCAUCCAAGGAUACAAGAUUCAUUACUGGGAAAGAGACAACCAAAACCAGACUGAGAAGGUGAAGGUAAUUUUUGUCCCAGACACCCGUGUUCACCUGACAAACCUGACCAGCUACACGCCUUAUAUGGUCACGCUGACUGCCUUUAACACAGCUGGGGAUGGACCUCCCAGUGACCCCCGCGGGGCCCGAACCCUGCAGUCCGCUCCCAGCCAGCCGAGCUACCUGUCCUUCUCUGAAGUAACGGGUGGGAGUGUCAACGUGUCCUGGGGAGCUCCACUCACUCCCAAUGGACAAGUGGAUGGCUACAGGGUCAUCUAUCAACCCACCGCUCCUAUACAUGGAGUGAGUAAAGUGGUGACAGUGGAUGUGAAAGGGAGCUGGCAGCGUUGGCUAAAAGUUCAGGACCUGAUCAAAGGAGCAACGUACAUGUUUGGGGUUCAGGCUCUCACAGUCAGCUACGGACCACCUAUACAGGCAAACAUCACAGCUCAACCUGUGAAAGGGUCCCCUGGGUCGCCAGUGGAAAUGUCCAUCACCAAGACGUCCUCUGCCCUUACCAUCCACUGGUCAGAGGGAGACAUUGGUGCAGCUCCUGUUACUGGUUACGUUGUUGAGGCGCGUCCCUCAGAUGAGGGAGUUUGGGAUUCCUUCAUUCGACUCCUCCCUCCUGGCAGCAGGUCCGUCUCCGUGCCGCUGGAGCGUCUGAGGUCGGGGGUCAGCUACGAGUUCAGAGUCAUUGCUAUUAAUCGCUAUGGUUACGGACAGCCGAGCACGCCCUCUGUGGCUCUUGCCGCCUUGUCGGAGCGUCCCUUUUAUGAAGAGUGGUGGUUCCUGCUGGUUAUGGCUCUGGUGGGCCUCAUCCUCAUCCUGGUCCUGGUCUUUACUCUCCUCCUUCAUGGACACAGCACCAAGUACAAGGCCUGCAGUACAGGGAAGCACAUAACUCCGGGGGAGGAGUCGGUGACCCUCGACAAUGGAGGUUUUACUUCUCUGGAGCUAAACAGCAGAACUAUCAACAACAAGAACUCCUUCCUUAAGAAGAACGGGACGAGAUCUCCACCCAGGCCCAGUCCAGGUGGGCUUCACUAUUCUGAUGAAGAUAUCUGCAACAACUAUAACGGAGCCGUGCUUACUGAAAGCACAACACUCACCGAGAAACCCACGGAGGUCUCUGAAUCAGAGCUAACAGACAGCGACUACGAGGAUGAACAGCCGAAACACUCCUUCGUCAACCACUACAUGAGCGACCCCACCUACUACAACUCCUGGAAGCGGCAGCCCAAAGGCCUCAAAGGGUCGGGAAGCCCUUUCGCCUACGAGGAGUGCGCCACUGCCGACACAGAGCCCUACUACCAAACCGUGGUCACGCAGCACAGCACGGGGGGAGCGUACACACCCACAGGGCAGCCUGCGCACACACACGUCAACCCCAGCAGCAACCCGCCGGGGUCGCGCACCCCUGUGACGGGAUUUUCUUCGUUUGUUUGACUCUAGAGACAGCGCGUUUGCACAAAGAUACACAAACACACACACACUCAUAUGGAAGGAAGGGGGUGCUGCCGUGUGUUUGGACUAAAGGAACUUGGAACAAAGCAGCCCGUCACACCCCAAAGAACUAAAGUCACACUUCUUACUCGCCUUCCUCUCUGCUCAUGAAGACCCUGUGUUCAGUGUGUGCUUUUUCUCAGCGUGCUUACACGCACGAGUACCGUCCUCAUUUUCCACAAAUUCUCACCAGCUUAUUCCACCAGAUACUCCUGCCCACUCCAGAGACUCUCCAUGGAGAGUCAUGAUGACUGUACUUAUGUGUUGAGCCCAUUAAUGUCUUGCUAAGACCACCCUGGAGCUGGAGGAAGCUGGAACUUCUGCACAAAACUUCUCGACUGUUUUCAGUAUCUACUCUUAAGUGCACAAGUGCCCACUCAUGCACUCUCUAAAGCGCCAUUUCAGCAUCUCCAGCUGAGAGCGGGAACUUAAAGGCUGUGGGGAAAAAAAGCUGCACAGAAGUGAGCUGCUUUUUUUGACGGACUGAUUCAUGCACAAAAACGCAGCGCUGCCAGCUUUCAGAAAUCACUGCAGAGAAGAAAGGAGAAAAAUGUUUGAUAAUCACAGCUUUUUGAAUUUGAAAAGGACAGAGAGUGAGCAUGAGCAGGUGUUUUUUAGCACUUAACUGCAUUGUCAGUGUUGAGCAGUCUCUGAGAGUGAUGUGUGAUGUUUGAGAAUACAGUACUUUUCACAUUUCGUCACAUUACAACCACAAACGUCAAAUUCUAUUAUUUGGAUUUUUUGUGUAAGACCACGACAAAGUAGUGCACAGUUGGAAACUGGAAGGAAAAGAACAUAUGGUUUGCAAACCUUUUCCCAGAAUAUCUGAAAACCAUGCUGCAAAAUUGUAUUCUGCCCCCCUGACUCAGCCCUUCAUAGAACCACAACUUUGAAGUUUGUGGUUGUAAUGUCACAAAUGGCAAAAAGUUAAAGGCAUAUGAAGACUUUCACAAUGUACUUUAUGGAAAAUCUUUUUUUUAUUGUUACUGCCUGUUCUCCUUUCACCGCAGCUUCCUAAGCCAUAAUGCUUGCACUGAGACGAAUCCCCAAACAUUUCAUCUUUAUUCUGCCCAAAUGUUAUUUUAUUUUGUUUUUCCAAGUCCGAGUGCGGCACGUGUGCCUACAAGCACGCUUGUGAAAUGGCUCUGUGCUCACUGUAGAAGCCCGCUCUGACGUCUGUGAAGUUCACCGCUCAGCAACGUGUGCCAUAGUGUGUGUGUGUUUUAAAGAUGGAUUUUGUACAUUUAAACCCUUUUUUCUUCUGUGUUGUAUGUAGUUCUGACAUUUAUUUUGUCCGAUUCACGCAGCAAAAGAACACGGCAUAAAGUGCAUCGGCUGGAGGAGGGAAAGCAGGUCUGGUUUCACAAAAGAAAAAAAUCCAUAAAAGUAAACAGAGAAGGGAGCAACAACAGAUGUUUAAGAGGAGUAUUCUUCGAAUUUUGAGUCGUGGAGCUCUCAAAACCUGAACUUUGGGUUAACUUUCAGGUAUAAGGUGGCUAAUGUACUCUGUUCUGUUCUCCACAUGUAAACAAAACUCAUCUGUACGUUUUUGCUUAAAUAUGGUUUAUAGGUUCUCUGACUGAGCAGCAGCGUUCCUCACUCUGCCAUGCUUACUUUCAACCCCAUAGUGUGAAUAAAUGGUCAUUGUAUAA